AUGAACUCUGCAUCAAAAUUGCCAAACCAAUACACCUACAAUAAGUUUGGGUCCAGAAACUCCAACCCUCUAAAGACUAGCCGAAGGGAGGCCCUAGAACCUGUGAAGGGGGCAAUCUCUAAGAGCUACAGUGCUAACACCCCCACUACUAUGGGAAAAUUGGAUGCUCUUGACUAUGCAAACAACUAUAUCCAUACUGGAAAAUCGCCCGUGGAAUACAUCAGAAACAUCAAUAAUCCCAUCGAGGGCUACCCCAAAUUGACCAGACUUCACAACCUCAAAAAAGAGCAAGUGAAAAAGCAUGCAGUUCAACCUUACGGUGCAAGAGUUCCCACCAACAAGAUUGUGCCCACUUUAAAUAAGUGGAUCAAUGAAUAUGGUCUCAAGUUCGACGUUAUCAUGAUCGGAGCCUUGGUGGAGAAUCAGUUUAUCUUGCCGAUUCUACUCAACCUACCUAUCCAUCAAUUGUGUGCUAAACCAGGAUUCUUGUUCAUCUGGGCUACUACCCACAAGAUCCAGGAGCUCACUAAAGUGUUGAACAAUGAUAAUUUCAAUAAGAAGUUCAGAAGAUCUGAAGAGCUCAUAUUCUUACCCUUGAACAAAGACUCGCCCUACUAUCCUGGGGAUGACACAUCGUCGCUAUUUGAGAAACAGCAGUGGCACUGUUGGAUGUGCAUCACAGGUACGGUGAGAAGAUCCACAGAUAAUCAUUUGAUCCACUGUAACGUAGAUACAGACUUACAGAUUGAAUCGCCUCAGUCGCCGAGACGAAAUGAUGCGGUCCCAGACUCAUUGUACAAAAUCGCUGAGAACUUCUCGAACUCCAACAGAAGGCUUCACAUAAUACCAUCAAGGAUUGGCUACAACUUGGUGCCAAGAAUGAGGCCAGGAUGGGUCAUCAUGGGGCCUGAUCUGUUGGUGGAUAACUUCGAUCCAGUUCACUACGAAGAGGAGUUAUACGGAAAGUCCUUGGUCAAAUACAGCCAGAACAAUGGCAAAACGAUUACCCAGUUCUUGGUGCAACAGACAGACGAAAUAGAGGAGUUGAGACCUAAGAGCCCUGUUUCAAAUGUAUCUAAUAGUUAG
Suhomyces tanzawaensis NRRL Y-17324 is the source of this 1086-nucleotide messenger RNA. RefSeq names its product Kar4p (gene KAR4). Gene Ontology annotation, cellular component: nucleus; RNA N6-methyladenosine methyltransferase complex. Lineage: Eukaryota; Fungi; Ascomycota; Pichiomycetes; Serinales; Debaryomycetaceae. Gene Ontology annotation, molecular function: mRNA binding. The transcript has a single exon. The coding region runs from base 1 to 1086 and encodes 361 amino acids. The record is from RefSeq and is a predicted model, not a curated record.